AUGCAUCAAACUCCCACUGAAGCCUCAGGUAGUUUUCGGGCCAGUGGUAGCUCCUCUGAUGAGCUUCAAGAGCUAGAUAGAUCGUUGAAGCUGCUCACUGGUCUCAUUUCGCAAUCAAAUAAAGAAGGAUAUGAAUCCUCCAGGUUGAAGGCUUCUAUUGGAACAGCUCUGUUUAAGUAUGUGAUGAGAUACGCACCAGAAGACAGUCCAUACUUUAAUCGGGAUCGUUUAGUCGUGUCAGGACGUAGGUUUUAUUGCCAGUGUCUAGCUAGCUGUUUCUCUGCACCAGCUCACAUGCCUCCUAUAGAUUAUGCUGGCAGAUGGAAAGGCUUGUUUAAGCAUCUCAUCGCAGCAAAGGGUAUCGCCGUCGGCCUUCCAGAUAUUGCCAGCGUCUUUUCUAGAACAACAACUCCUCACUGUCACUCAAAUCAAGCAAUCCAGAGUGCUAUAGGCCAGGCAAUUGCAUUGAAAAACCUUACGAUGCUCUACAACAAACCAGAUCUGGAGCUUGUAGACAAUAUGAUUUGGUGCAUCAUUGAUGAUCCCAAGUUCCAGCAGGGCAGUGCUCUAGAAGCAGUCGCUCUUGCCGGUAAUUGGAAGCUCAGGAAUCUCUGUGUCAUUUAUGAUAGCACGUAUGAUUCAAUAAGCAAUAAUCUCGAAGUUAACAACUUCAAGACGCAUGGCUGGGAUGUAAUCAAACUGGUAAAUGACGAGAACUUGACUAUCGCCACCAUAUAUAUGGCCCUCAACAAAUCAAGAAGAAGCAACGCGCCAACCCUGGUCAGUAUCCAAAUGCCAAACCGUUCCUCGUCACACCAAGUAGACUCUCAUCUCAACAACAAUCCGCUCCAUCUCCCACAAGAGCUUUACGAUAUCUUCCUAAACGUAUCAGCAAAAAGCAAGCUUUACGAGACCGAUUGGCUGGUGAGGAUGAGGGAAUACAGGGAGCUGUACCCAGCGGUCGCCAGGGAGUUCUGGUGCCACGUUGCCGGCAGAUCAGGUACCAUAACUCAACACCAACGUGCAUUUACUAGCCCGAUGCCUCUACCAAUAUCUUCCUUACCAGCUGAGCAGUGGUCCCGGAGAAGAGAACGCAGAUCCUUCAGAAGGGAUGACUUUUCACAGCAGCCAGACAGGCGUUCGAGGCCGGGGAGGACAAGGCCCGAAACCUUCCAUAUCCGCCCAUGCGACGCCGAAGAAGCUGCAGGGGCUUUUUUGGUGUCCAUCAGAUCAACCAAGUUACCAACGACUAUUUCAUUGCCUCUCAAAGGCGCCACAAGCUUUCCUGGUCACUCGUCUCGUCUAGGUGUGACAUAUGGAGCUUACACGUUCUCCAAAUGUCACGACGAGGACUUUGACUUGACUCUCAUAGCCGCCGGAGUUGGUAUUCACUAUGCAAUGGGCACACAAGAGCUUCUCAUAGGGGAAUAUGGUUUAAGAGCCAAAAUAGUGUCAUGUCCCUGCCUUAGGCUAUUCCAGCUGCAGACAGAGGAAUAUAGGAAAUCUGUCCUUUGGCCGCAGAGCAGGAAACCGACCGUCGCAAUUGACUUUGGGAAUAGCCAGGGGUGGAAGCCUUAUGCAGAUGCAUUAAUGUUGUUGGAAGACGGCGCGAAUGUAGAGACAGAGGCUAAUAUGCCUAAGAGGAUUGGGCGCAGGAUCAGAGAUUUCGUUCAAGAGUUUAAAGAGAGAAAUGCCUCUUAA
Molecule: messenger RNA, 1701 nt
Organism: Fusarium proliferatum ET1
Lineage: Eukaryota; Fungi; Ascomycota; Sordariomycetes; Hypocreales; Nectriaceae
Exons: 3
Coding region: 1-1701 (566 amino acids)
Biological process (GO): pentose-phosphate shunt
Cellular component (GO): cytosol
Molecular function (GO): transketolase activity
Source: RefSeq, a predicted model, not a curated record